AUGAGCUCCUAUUUCGUGAACCCUCUCUUUUCCAAGUGCAAAGGCAGUGAAACGUUGGAACCAACUUACUACAACUGCAGGUUCCCUCAAGGAGUCACCCGGAGACACGCGCUGGUGUACGGUGCGGGAGCGGCGACGACGGGAUUUCAGCACCCGCCCCAUCACGUCCAAGACUUCUUUCACCAUAGGACGCCGGCGAUCUCCACACCAGGCUACCAGCAGAAUCUAUGCGCCUUGGCUUGCCAUGGAGAUGGCACUACAUUUUAUGGAUACGAAGCCCUUCCAAAACAAACGCUUUAUGGUACCCAACAAGAGGCAAGCGUGGCGCUAUACCCAGACUGUAAAUCGUCAAAUGGCACUAACCUCGGAGAAGGACAAGGCCACCUAAAUCAAAACCAGUCUCCUAGUCUCAUGUUUCCAUGGAUGAGACCCCACGCCCCCGGAAGACGGAGUGGCCGACAGACCUACAGUCGAUACCAAACACUGGAGUUGGAGAAGGAAUUUCUAUUCAACCCUUACCUCACCCGUAAGCGUCGGAUCGAGGUGUCUCACGCUUUAGGACUGACGGAGCGGCAGGUGAAGAUUUGGUUCCAAAACCGAAGGAUGAAGUGGAAAAAGGAAAACAUCAAGGACAAAUUUCCGUGUCAAAGAGUAGAGACGGAGAACGAGGGUAAUGGUGAUGGUGAGGGAGAGGGCAAGGGAGAGGGCGAUGAUGAAGGCAAUGAUGAUGGUGAAGGAGAAGAGGGAGACAAAAAGGAAACGGGAGAUGAAGAGGAGGCGAAUGAGUGA
This is a messenger RNA of Salvelinus namaycush (lake trout), 789 nucleotides long. Its product is annotated as homeobox protein Hox-C8a-like. The record is from RefSeq and is a predicted model, not a curated record. The coding region runs from base 1 to 789 and encodes 262 amino acids. Gene Ontology annotation, molecular function: DNA-binding transcription factor activity, RNA polymerase II-specific; RNA polymerase II transcription regulatory region sequence-specific DNA binding. NCBI's taxonomy places the organism in Eukaryota, Metazoa, Chordata, Actinopteri, Salmoniformes, Salmonidae. Gene Ontology annotation, biological process: regulation of transcription by RNA polymerase II. The transcript has 2 exons. Gene Ontology annotation, cellular component: nucleus.